CUCAUUCCUGUGGGGAAGUUCUUCUCAUUGGCUACACUGUAUUUUCGCGACCAUCAGUUUCAGGCCAUCAAACCAGCAUCCGUAGAGCUUUCGGAAUUUUCUGUACAACUGUCAUAAAACGAAGUGAUUAUUGCUUAAAGACUAACGAAAGUAGUUGUUAUCGAAUUUAUUACGUGUAUUUUAGGAAGGAAGUUUUCAAUACUUUUGAUUUCAGCAAGUUUACAGAACGAAAGGAAAACAAUGUGUAUUAAUAGUUUCGGUAUUACUUUAUGCUUGUUUCAAGAUAAGAUGGAUAAGUAAUCGAGGAGAAACAUUUAACGGGUUUCAAAUAGGUUGAAACAAAGUUGACACGAUAAGCAAGGAACAUAUUGCAUGGCGCCUAUGUUCUUGGCGGUGGGGAAAGUUGCGGUGGGAAACUGUAACCGCAUUGUCACGCUAAAGGUUUCAAUGAAAAGUGACCCGCGGCGGGUAUUUCGAGUAGCCAGUUCGUCGCAUGAGCAGGAGUCUAUCGUUCCCUCUCAUUCUAGUUCGCAGUAUCGGCUCGACCAGCAGCCGUACAAGUGCUGUAGAGAUGCAUGUGAAACCUGAAGAUGACAAGACGGCAAUAAAUUGUUCGUUAGCCACUAACAUUCGUGUGUAUAUCAAAUGAUGAGUUGGCAUUCGAACAGCAGCCAGUAGCAUAUAUUCUUUCAAGUUUACACCUAUAAAAUUGUGAGGAAAGGAAAUAUUCCAGUGCUAAAUUGACAGCUGCAUUUGUUUCUCUUGUGUAUUGGAAUUAUAUAAGCCGGAUCCACUAGGUAACAGUACCUUGAAGGAAACUUAGUGAAACACUGCAAGCAAUUUAAAGUGAUUUGUCAUUGUACAACAUGAGUGUCUGCAAUUUUCAACAGGCAGUUGAGUGGCUUUUGAGAUUUUGUGCGUGAGACGAUGUUAAUUAAUCCAGGUCCUCUGCUAUGCAGACUUGGGGGAAGGCCUCCCACGUUGACACAUCGGCAACCCUGACAGCAACUUGUUAUCUACAUCGGUAGGAUGGAAUGUAUGUAAUGCUUUAAUUACUCUAUAAACAUCUAUCUUUCAACCGUGAGAAGCUGGACUUGGAUAUUGAAUUAAGUGCAUAUGCUUUUAUGACAGCGAAUUUAGAAGACUUCUCAAAUGGUUCUUGUUCAUACUAUCGUUCUCCAUUAUGUUCAAAUAAUUGCCAAGUGUGGGCAGUAAUACAUACAGCGAGAUUUUAACGUCUGUUAACCACCUGCAUAUUAAGAGUGUAACAUUACAGUUAAAUUGUGCUCUGUACUGUGUCUCGCAUGUCAUACAGACGCAUCGUUUCUUAAAAAAAAUAACAAUUUUAACACUAGAAAGGAACCUGCUUGUUUUGACAGGUUGAUACUCUACAGACAUCAAAAUAUUUUCUUCCUGUGGUAUUUAUAAUUCAGGUGAAAUGUCAGAAGCGAGAGAUAAAUGCAGAAGGGAGGUUCCUUCGAAAUCAGAUUUUCAUUGGGACUAAAAUAAUUAAAAUUGUGUAAGAUUGAAAACCGGAGGGAAUGGGGCCACAGAUAGCAUAUUUUGUAAUUUGUAUUAAAAUUUAUUUAAAUUUGAAUCUUUUAUUCUAAACCACCUUCAACUGAUCAACAUAUGUUUAGUAAUGAAAUUAAAAAACCGUUUCAUCUAAUUUUGUGAUUAUGUGUGUGUCUAACGGGAAAGAAAGACAAAGAAUGAUUUAUUUUUCAUGUUUCUUAAAUGUAAUAUCCGCAUCACGUGACCAGUCUAACAACGUGACUCUGUAAGUAAUUAAAACCGAUUUAGUGGUGUAAUCAUAACUACAUUACUGUUCAGAGCCACGAGUCAAGAGUGUUAGAAUAGAUAGUAUAAAAGGUGUCGUAACGAGCCUCACAACGGGCGCCACAAAUCUGUCACAGCCACCGUCGCAUUUGGAUCAACACAGCCCGCUGGCCGCCUGCAAAGUUGAUCAUCAAAAGCUAGACGGCAGCAGUAAAGAAGUGCGGGGUUUCACCAACAUGCGCCUAGGCGGAGGAACUGUACAGAAUACUGCAGCAUCAUCCUCCCCUAGACACAGUCUUUCCCAUCAUAACAUCCAUCAGAUCGAGGAAGACGAAGAUACAAAGGCAGUGAUGCCUGGAGACGCGACCAGUGCCUUAUCGGCGCCCUGGGAACACUUAUUGAGUAGCACCAUAUCACCGGCAGCUGCUGUGGCAGUUAAGAUGGCCAUCAGCGAAGAUGAACCGGAGGACCAACAGCAGCCUUCAUCCUCUUCCAGGAGAAGAGUUGGUUCCGCUACCGAGAACGGGGGUCUGCUAGGCACCAUCCAUAGACACCUACCGGCACUCUCAAGGCUUUCACUGGGAGCAGCGGCAGCAGCAGCGAAGACAAAAGGCGACCAAGGAGCGCCACUGUUCAGGUACCGGCAAGCCAGAUUCAGCUCGAGGCGAGUAAGAAAGAGAGUUGUUUUCAAGAACGGCGAUUGCAACGUCAUACAAGGGAACGUGGCCAAGAGAAGACGGCGUUACUUACAAGACAUCUUCACAACACUCGUAGACGCACAGUGGAGAUGGACUCUCCUUGUGUUCGCCCUCAACUUCCUACUCUCCUGGCUCGGCUUCGCCAUUAUUUGGUGGCUAAUCGUGUAUUCGCAUGGGGACCUUAGUCCAGAAAGUAACCCCAGAGUGGCCGCGGCACUUGCUGCUUCUACGGCCAACAGCAACGCGACAAUGUCAUCACCAGGACGCACUGUUUCUGAAGAGAAAGAAUGGACACCAUGUGUGAAGGACAUUUCGGGGUUUGCAUCCUGCUUUCUCUUUAGCGUCGAAACUCAGCACACAAUAGGAUAUGGGUCGAGGCACACGACUGAGGAGUGCCCGGAAGCCAUCUUCGUGAUGUGUCUGCAGAGUAUAGUGGGAGUGAUGAUACAGGCCUUCAUGGUGGGGAUUGUAUUCGCCAAGUUGUCACGUCCCAAAAAACGCACACAGACACUGCUAUUCAGUCGCAAUGCUGUCAUAUGUCAACGAGACGGCUAUCUUUGUCUCAUGUUCCGGGUGGGAGACAUGCGCAAGUCUCACAUCGUCGAGGCUCAUGUCAGAGCCCAGCUUAUCAAGAGGAAGGUGACGCAAGAGGGAGAGCUGCUUCCAUAUUACCAGCACGAACUCACAGUGGGCGGGGACGGCGAAGAGGACAAGAUCUUCUUCAUCUGGCCCACUACGAUAGUACAUAAAAUCGACCCCUCCUCGCCGCUCUACGUUCUGUCUGCCGCCGAAAUGAUACGCGAGCGGUUUGAAAUUGUCGUCAUUCUCGAAGGCGUGAUCGAAUCCACCGGGAUGACGACACAGGCGAGAUCGUCUUACCUGCCCAGUGAAGUUUUGUGGGGUCACCGUUUCGAGCCUCUAGUAUCGUUUAAGAAGGACACGGGAGAAUAUGAGGUGGAUUAUAGCCUCUUCAACAACACGUACGAAGUGGACACACCGCUGUGCAGCGCCAAAGCUCUGGAUGACCUCAAGAUCGCGCAACAGCAGCAGCAACGGCACAGGAACAACGAACAUCAACAGAGGCUAGAGCGGCUGAUGUCUCCCACAAUGUACCCGGCGUUACAUGCACCACCUUCAGACACGCUGGAUCUAGGCAGCACGGAUUCGAACAGCGCAUCCAUAGAAGAGCCUUCAGUGGUGACCGUAACUUCGCCAAUAGAUGUGCCAGGCCCUGAGUCUACCAUCUAGCGCCCAGGUAGAGAGAGAGAGAGAUGUUGGUCUUGACAGGCAGUGAAGCAGAAGAAGAAUAUAAAUCCGUCCAUUGAACAGACACAACCAAUGUAACUAUAAGUAGUUGCUAUCAUGCUCAGUAACAUAAUGUGAAUAAGUGUGCUUCUGGUAUUGUGUUCUCCGUGGUGGUCGAGGCAAAUCCAGCACAGUAACGGUGCAUCUGCUAUUACUCGUAUGUGACCACAAGCGUAACACGUUGCAACAGACUGAUACAUUUCUGUUGGGCUCGUCUAACUCCUGAGACACUUGGAAAACAGUAAGAGUUGAUAUCUGCGCGUGUCAUUUUGGCUACAACGCUUUAUCACGUUGGUAUCAAAAUGACCCAGACUGUUCAUAUAUUUGAUUACAUAAAGGCUAUUUAUGGACGAUUUGAAAGAAACGAUAGACAACUAAUAGUGUUGCACUUUGCAUUAUGCUUCCUGAAUAGAGAAAUAAAAUUUCCCAACUAAAGAUAAUUACUAUGAAUUUUCGUACGGUGACAAGUUAUCUGUGUGCAAUUGUAGAACAAGAUAUGAUUUUGUGAAUAUCGUCUUAGUAUGUUCUAAGAAGUUUCAACAUCCUUACUUUGAAAAGACUGGAUUUGUAUUCGAAAUAACUAUCCAUUGAUCUGCUAGACUCAACUUAUACGUGAGAUAUUUGGAAAUCAGUGUGAAUGUGUUCAUAUAUGUUUAUUUAAGACUUACUUUUCACGUCAGUGUUUCUAGAAUAUUUCACUUUUGCUCAAGAAUUACUUAUGGAUUCCACUUAACCAUUGUUAUGACAAAUUCAUAUACGAUAUCACAUUGGUACAUCUGAAGUUGAAGAGGUUAUAUUUCAACAGGAAGUCGCAUGGAAGUCAGUGCACAUAGAUGGAUAGUACAGCCUGUCGCAGCUUCUUUCCUACAAAUAUUUUUAAGCGUACGACUGUCAACACUGCUUGAAAUAAAUACCCAUCAUCACA
Molecule: messenger RNA, 4707 nt
Organism: Cryptotermes secundus
Lineage: Eukaryota; Metazoa; Arthropoda; Insecta; Blattodea; Kalotermitidae
Product: G protein-activated inward rectifier potassium channel 3
Exons: 8
Coding region: 2016-3725 (569 amino acids)
Biological process (GO): regulation of monoatomic ion transmembrane transport; potassium ion import across plasma membrane
Cellular component (GO): plasma membrane
Molecular function (GO): inward rectifier potassium channel activity
Source: RefSeq, a predicted model, not a curated record